Messenger RNA from Lodderomyces parapsilosis, 879 nucleotides. RefSeq names its product Sur7p (gene SUR7). Gene Ontology annotation, cellular component: cell cortex; membrane raft; plasma membrane. The record is from RefSeq and is a predicted model, not a curated record. The transcript has a single exon. Gene Ontology annotation, biological process: cortical actin cytoskeleton organization; septin cytoskeleton organization; endocytosis. Bases 1 to 879 code for a protein of 292 amino acids. NCBI's taxonomy places the organism in Eukaryota, Fungi, Ascomycota, Pichiomycetes, Serinales, Debaryomycetaceae.
AUGAGAGUAAUCAAUACAUUCUUCAACUUGUUCUUCCUAGCUGGUGCAUGUCUAUUACUUAUUUUUACAGUAUUGGCCGGUUCAUCAAAACAUUUCCCAUUAAACAAAUUUUAUUGGUUAGAAGCUGAUACUUCAAAUAUACCCAAUUCACCAGCAAAUACAUCAGCAUGGACAUUCUGGGGUGUUUGUGACAAGAACGAUUAUUCCAAUUGUAAAUUGGGACCAGCAUACCCAAUCUCGCCCGAGGAUAAUUUCGAUACUACAAGGAAUGUACCACUGGAUUUCUUGGAUAAUCAAUCAACAUAUUAUUACUUGAGUAGAUUUGCAUUUGCAUUUUGUUUAAUUGCAUUGGGCUUUAGUGGAUUGGCAUUGAUUAUUGAUUUGUUGGGUUUUUGUUUUACCAUUAUUGAUAAAGUUGUCAUGUUCUUGGUGUCGGUGGCUUUGUUUUUCAUGGCUGCUUUUGCUUCAUUCCAAACUGCAGUUACGGUGUUGGCGAAAAAUGCAUUUUCAAAUGAUGAUAGACAUGCUAAAGUUGGAGCUAAAGCCAUGGGUAUUAUGUGGGCUGCAUUUGUCUGCUUGGUCAUAUGUUGGGGAUUGACUUUUGCUGCUAAUAUUAGCAACAGUUACAAGAAACAUAUGGAUAGAGUAAAUCAACAUAAAUAUGAGAAACAAGGUGGUGCUUAUAAUGAUAAUGGUCAACAACAAGGAUAUCCAAAAGGUGUUGCUACUAAUCGUGAUGAUUCUUCAUUUACUAGAGCUGAAGUUAGAGAUGAAGAUGAUGUUAAUAAUGGUGGUGUCGGUGCCGGUGGUGCUGGUGGGGGAAUUAGAUUUUUCAAAAUAAAGAGAAACCAAAAGACAGUUGAGGAUGAAUCUGUAUAA